GAUUGGAAGGAGGGAGCGAGGUAAAUUCGCGGUCAAACGAGGAUCAAGUUAAACUUUUAUUUUGAGGGACAGUUUAGUAGAUGCGUAUGRAGUACAGUGCUUGAGAUAACAAGGGAAGAUGUAGAGUUUGUGGCCAAUUCACGAAAACAGAUUUAACGCCGACGACAGACGCUCUGAAAUUUUAUACGAGGCGCGGGAACGACAAGAACGUGUGGGUCAUAGGCCGUUGAGGCCGCUUGUCAAACUCGACCAUCCAUCUAAAUAUUGAAUGAAAUUGAGAAAAUACUAAAGWGUUUCGAGGUGAAAUGGCGGCUGUAAGUGCUCCAGAUAUUCAGCAAGGAGAUAAACUAAGAUCUAUCCAAAAGAGGCUUAAAAUUUUGAAGCAAGAAAUCUCCGAACGUAGCAAAAAGAAUUAUGAGUUAGAGAAAGAUGUUCGAUUCUUUGACCAGAGAAUAGCUCUUCUGAUAAACCAUCGGAUUGCAUUUGAGGAAUUAUCUGAUCGGUUAGGUGAUGGAGAUCGCAGAGUCGGUGUAAUAAAGGAUGAAUUAAAACGGCAGCGAUAUGGAAACCUCUUCUACCUACUGCAGACUGAACCAUACUAUCUGGCUCAGCUUACAAGAAUUGUCUCCCUCAAUGAGAUCGAUUCAUUGCUGCAACCUGUGAUGUUUUCUUUAUAUGGUAACCAGUAUGAAGCAAGGGAAGAGUAUUUGUUACUAUCAAUGUUCGAGUUGGCUCUUAAGUAUGAAUUUGAUGAGUGUGAAAAUUUUAACAGUCUGCUAAGAGCAAAUACUGCUAUUUCAAGAAUGAUGACAACUUAUACAAGGAGAGGACCUGGUCAGGAAUACUUAAAGUUGACACUUGAGGAACCUUUACAUGAGCUCUUAUCUCAACCAGACUUGAUUCUGGAAAUCAACCCUAUAAAGGUUUAUAUAGAAAUAUAUGGGCAUCCUCAAGAUGAGAGUAAUCAGCUUACAAUAGAAAAGGCUAUGGAUGAUCCCGAAGUACAAUUGAAGACUAGAAUUCGUAUUAAAAAACUUGUUGAUGUUGCAUCCCUCUUUCUUGGAAUCAUUGUUAGUUCACUGGAUAAAGUACCAUAUGGAAUAAGGUGGCUGUGUGGGGCAAUAAAGACUCUCGCUAUGGAAAAAUACCCUGAUGUAUCAGUGGAGCAAGUCAGUUCUAUGGUUGGUGGAUUUUUUUUAUUACGUUUUCUGAAUCCAGCRAUUGUAACUCCUUCAGCUCAUAUGUUGACUAGUAAACAGCCCUCUCAAACUAUGAGAAGAAACUUAACUUUGAUUGCYAAGAUCCUUCAGAGUAUGGCCAAUAAAAAUAUUGUUACAAGUCACUUCAAGGAGGAAUACAUGCAACCCCUGCAACCAUUUGCUUUGGAACAUGUUGACUUGAUGCAGUCUUUCUUGAGAGAUCUKUGUUCUGUGCAAGAUUUCCAUGAAAGUUUAGAAAUGGAACACUACCUGUCRUUAUCAAAGAAUAUCAGCAUUUCUAUAACUUUAAAUGAGAUGAAUAAAAUCCAUGAAUUGUUACUUCAAUACAAGGAUGACCUGGCAUUAACAGAAGAUGAUCCAUUGUUUGUACUGCUUGAUGAGUUAGGCCAGGCAGAGCUUCAAAUGUCAUGUUUAGAAGACCUUACUGUUCAUUUACCUUUAAGUAAUCGAUGGGGACCUAAAAAGCAAGUCAUCAGAACAGAUUCAUUAGAAUCAACAAUUAGCAAAAAGAUUGAAAGUGAAGCUGUUAAGGAACAGUGUCGCAAUACUGAACCAACACUUUACAGUGCAGUCCAGAGAGCACAGAAAGACAAGAAUACAGAGUGGGGUGGAAUAGCUGAUUAUUUAAUGCAUAUAUUCCAGUCUGUUGAUGAGUUUCAUAAUGUUUUGUAUCAUGACGAUAGUUUUUAUCAAGAAAUAAGACAGGAAGUUCAAUUAAAGCUGAUGAAAUGUGAAAAAUUUGAAAUGGAACUUCAAAGUUUACAAAGGGUGUAUGAGGCUCUUGAUAAUCAUGGAAACUUCCUUCAAGAACAACUCAAUGCUUACAAAGAAUAUCUAGUCGUUGUUAGAUCCAGGGCAGCAUCAGUAUCAAAAGUACAGAAGAGAAGUAGUUUUGGUUUGUCAUCUUCACAAAGUGGUCCUAAAGUUCUCAAGUUUACUUACACCCAACUAGAGAGAGAAGGCGUUAUUAUAGAAACUAACGAUAUACCUGAGAAAAAAAAAUCCGAUAUUUCCGUCACUGUUUCAUCGCCAGAGCCAGGAGUGUACACCAUAACUUUAUAUUACAAAGGUGAAACUAGUAACGCAUACGAAACUGAUCUAAACUUGGAAGAACUUCUUGAAAAACAACACUUAAGCGAACCGAUCUCCUCAAGUUCUGGAUUGAAUUUACCAAAACCGAAAGUUAAUUUCAAAUUGGCGCGAGAAAUUUCACAUAAAUGUAAUUAACUUUCAGGGUAAUAAACUCAGUGUAAAUUUUU
This is a messenger RNA of Exaiptasia diaphana, 2479 nucleotides long. RefSeq names its product GTPase-activating protein. Gene Ontology annotation, molecular function: GTPase activator activity; protein binding. The coding region runs from base 306 to 2447 and encodes 713 amino acids. NCBI's taxonomy places the organism in Eukaryota, Metazoa, Cnidaria, Anthozoa, Actiniaria, Aiptasiidae. Gene Ontology annotation, biological process: regulation of actin cytoskeleton organization; regulation of GTPase activity. The record is from RefSeq and is a predicted model, not a curated record. The transcript is spliced from 25 exons. Gene Ontology annotation, cellular component: cell cortex.